This is a messenger RNA of Caenorhabditis briggsae, 1038 nucleotides long. RefSeq names its product Protein CBR-CPAR-1 (gene Cbr-cpar-1). NCBI's taxonomy places the organism in Eukaryota, Metazoa, Nematoda, Chromadorea, Rhabditida, Rhabditidae. The record is from RefSeq and is a predicted model, not a curated record. The coding region runs from base 1 to 1038 and encodes 345 amino acids. Gene Ontology annotation, cellular component: nucleosome. Gene Ontology annotation, molecular function: protein heterodimerization activity; structural constituent of chromatin; DNA binding. The transcript is spliced from 5 exons.
AUGUACCAUCAUGACAGCGGCCCGCACAUUGAAGAAGUUUUUGAUCCACCGUCUCGACGAACGAUGAUGCAGGAAAUAGAAACUCAUCCCGAUGUAAUUGCAUUCGGCAAAAAACUCCGAAAAAUUAAAAACCAACCGGAGUCCACCUUUCUUUCUAGUGCCGAUCGCAUGGAAGAAAUAAUCGAUGCGUUUAGAGAUCAAAUCGCCAAGUGGGAAGAAGAGGAAGAGUUGAAUGAGCCAUGUGAAUAUCGGCAAUUAAAAAUUGAAAUUUUCACGCAAAAGAAAAUUGAAUACCAAAGAAAAAAUAAUUUGGCAGUCGACGAAUUCUAUAAGAAGAGAAAUCUUAAGAAUCACAGCAACAGAAAACCGUUGGAAGAGAGCAGGAGAAGAGAGGAGCCUCGAGAUAGAGUCCACGAAUCGAAUAUAGACAUAACGCAUCGUGGCGAUAGCACCAGUCUGAAUCAUUAUUCUCGGCACCAUUAUUCUCAACGACAAUCACAAAGUUCUCGGUUCGAAAGAGAGCGUGAAUCCGACGAGGAAGAGGAAAAUAGUCAGCCGAUUCAACGUUAUCGUUCUAGAUCUCCCAAACCAUCAUACAGCUACAACCAAUCGACAAUGCAACAGUCACAACGUGAUGAUACCAACGUUUACCAUAGAAGCCAUCAAAGCACAUCUCAACCUCCACAAGUGAGAAUGCGUUCCGGAAAAAGCCGUGUCACGAAGACACACAACCGCAAGUUUCGACCUGGACAGAAAGCCUUGGCUGAAAUUCGAAAGUAUCAGAAGUCGACAGAUAUGUUGAUCCAGAAGGCUCCUUUUGUUCGUCUUGUUCAUGAAAUUAUUCGAGAACAAACCUACAAAAGUCAAGACUAUCGUAUUCGUGCGGAUGCUUUGAUGGCUCUACAGGAAGCAGCAGAAGCAUUCAUGGUUGAAAUGUUCGAAGGAUCCGUACUGAUUUGCAAUCACGCUAAGCGUGUCACACUCAUGCCCACUGACAUUCAGCUGUAUCGUCGCUUGUGCCUUCGAAACCUAUCCUAA